AUGGACUAUGUUUUUGACGGAGCUUCGAACGCACUUGGAAAUGGUAUUGGUGCUGUACUUAUCUCUCCCGAAGGUGGUCAUACGAUAUUCACUGUGAGACUAUGUUUUGACUGCACCAACAAUAUGGCCGAAUACGAAGCGUGCAUCAUGGGUCUCAAAGCUGCAAUCGACUUGAGAAUCAAAUUUCUAGAGGUAUAUGGGGACUCAGCCUUGGUAAUCAGUCAGAUCAAAGGAGAAUGGGAUACGAAGCAUCCUAAUCUCAUCCCUUACAAGGAGCAUGUGUUGACUUUGAUCCCUUAUUUCAAAGAGAUUACGUUUGAGCAUAUCCCACGAGAAGAGAACCAGUUGGCAGAUGCAUUGGCUAUUAUGCGGUCUAUGUUCAAAGUUAGAUGGGAUAAUGAGGCGCCCAUGAUCACUAUUAAAAGAUUGGAUGAGCCGGCACAUUGUUGCGACAUUGUUACGGAGGAAGUAGACGAGAAACCUUGGUUCUACAAAGUAAAGAGAUACCUUGAAGCUCAGGAAUAUCCUGAAAGGGCAUCCAUCAACGACAAGAAGUUUCUAAGAAGGUUCUCUGCCAAGUUCUUCCUGAGUAAUGGAAUCUUAUACAAGCGUAAUCAUGACUCGACUCUGCUUCGUUGUGUGAACAAGAAGGAAGCAGAAGAGAUAAUGGAAGAUAUGCAUUGUCAUACCCUAAUUUUGACCCCUCUGAGAUGUUACAUCUCUAGACACUUCAUCAACUCAAGACAAGUACCCAGAGCAGUCACUUGUUUACCUAGUACUCAGUCGAGGGUGUUCAAGGACAAAAAAGCUCAGGUAUUUCCUUGA
Messenger RNA from Vicia villosa (hairy vetch), 825 nucleotides. RefSeq lists its product as uncharacterized. NCBI's taxonomy places the organism in Eukaryota, Viridiplantae, Streptophyta, Magnoliopsida, Fabales, Fabaceae. The transcript has 2 exons. The record is from RefSeq and is a predicted model, not a curated record. The coding region runs from base 1 to 825 and encodes 274 amino acids. Gene Ontology annotation, molecular function: RNA-DNA hybrid ribonuclease activity; nucleic acid binding.